Messenger RNA from Cydia amplana, 1886 nucleotides. Its product is annotated as mini-chromosome maintenance complex-binding protein. The transcript is spliced from 9 exons. Lineage: Eukaryota; Metazoa; Arthropoda; Insecta; Lepidoptera; Tortricidae. Gene Ontology annotation, molecular function: chromatin binding. Bases 19 to 1824 code for a protein of 601 amino acids. Gene Ontology annotation, biological process: DNA-templated DNA replication. The record is from RefSeq and is a predicted model, not a curated record.
AGGUUUUUACUUCACAAAAUGCACGAUACUGCCUUUUGUUUCGAGACUGUUACUCCGGAUUCAUGGCUCGCAAACGAGCAAACUUGGAAAGAAAACCUUUUAAAACUACCUAACUGGUAUCAGAUACCUCUUAUAAACUCAAAUGCCUCGCACAAUCUGCCCGACGGGACGCUGGUGCGGUUCCGGGGGAUGAUCCAGGACAUGCACAACCCGGAGUUCUACUUUGAGCAGUUUGAAGUGUACAACUCUGAGACUAAUGAGGUUAGGAGCAAGUCUGGGAAGUAUCGGGAUACGGCUAAUAUUUUGGAAAACGAGAAAAUCAACUAUGCAAAUAACCUUCAAAGUGGCCAACGUCAAACAAUGGUGGUGGUCUCCAUGCCAGGCCUCAACGAGUGGGCUCAGCAGCUCGAAGAUAGCCGAAACCACCUAAAUCACCUAAAGCAACAGCCGAACACUUCAAAACGUCUCACAUCUUCAACAAAGCUGAAACGGAGCUACGAUGAGACAGAGGAUGAUGCAAUGGAAGUAGAACAGGAGGUUACACAUAAAGAGCCUAGGAUCAAGGAGGCGGAGGCUGUGGCGGCAAAUGUGGUGUCUCGGGAACAUCUGUUGAACUUCCCACUGCCUGAUGUUCCUAGCCAAUCUUGUAUAGUUAAGGUAUACACAGAGGACAAUCAAUUAAAGCUAAAUGAAAUGAUAGAAGUAGUAGGAUUCCUAUCUGUAGACCCAGCGCUGUCCGGCGAGUUCCAGCCUGAGACAGACCCGCUGAUCAACCCUCAGGGUGAGAACGAGGCAGAAGCCAUCACGCUCAACCCGCCGCCGAGUCUUGUGCCGAGACUGCAUGCUGUAUGUGUGAGGAAGCUGGAGCAUUGUAACCCACUGGUUGAAGGAGAGUUUGAUCAGAACACAGUGUUGAAGGAAGCAAACACAGCACGGGAGCAUUUACUGAAGGCCCUCACAGAGCUACUGUUAGGUGACAAACUUGCCGCCGAAUACCUCAUAUGCCACCUCAUAGCUUGCAUCUACCUCCGCCGUGAGACCCUGACCCUCGGCUCGUUCUGCCUGAACCUCUCGAACCUGCCGACCCGCAGGUACCCGCACUACGCGAGGCAGCUGUACGACAUCAUCAAGCAGUUCCUCACCAAGAGCUAUUACUUGCCGCUCACUGUUGACAACAUGAAUACCAUGACACUGCUGCCCAAAAAAGACUACGACUGCAACCGUUUAACCAGCGGGAUCCUUCAGCUAAGCAAGCACACGCACCUCGUCCUCGACGAGACUCUCAUGGAGCAGGGCCGCCUCGCCGCCGCCGGCGCGCGCAACGUGGCGGCGCUCGCCAGCCUCAUCAACACGCACAAACUCAAAUACGACUUCAAGUAUUACCAGAUGGAGUUCGAGUCCGAUGUGGCCGUUUUGAUAUUGUCGGAAGGAAAGUCGCUGCUGCCGAGUGAUUACCACGUCCCUCUCCGGCCAGAGGAGUCCUCGCUAGAGAUGUUUGACGCCAUCGUGGAAGCAGCCACCUACUACCUCAAGGAGGAGAUCAUGAACCUCAUCCGGGCGUACCUCACCAACCUCAAACUCGUCAAGUACACCAUCACAGAGGAUCUGAAGUUCGUAGAAGACGACUUCAUCGAAAUGCGCCGCAACUCAACGACGGACGCUCCCGUCACCGCCGACGACCUGCACAGACUGCUAGUUUUAGCGCGACUAGUCAGUCUCUCCAGGGGACACGACACGCUCAACAAGCAGUGCUGGGACAUCGCCAAGGCCAUGGAAGCAGAACUUCAGCACCGGCUGAAGAAUAGAGUGCCUUCAACCAUAUAAAAAAAAAUGUUUGUCUUUAAAAAAAAAAUUGUUUUUGUUUACCGAAGUUCGUUGUACGAAAC